Molecule: messenger RNA, 2859 nt
Organism: Canariomyces notabilis
Lineage: Eukaryota; Fungi; Ascomycota; Sordariomycetes; Sordariales; Chaetomiaceae
Product: HET-domain-containing protein
Exons: 1
Coding region: 1-2859 (952 amino acids)
Source: RefSeq, a predicted model, not a curated record
AUGGACGACUUACGCGAAGCCCUGCCAGAAGUGAACGCACCGCCCGAGCAGCCUGGUGGCCACAUCGACGACAUGGAAGAUGUGCAGGAAUCAAGACACGCCGAUUCUGAUGGCCGGCCCUCCAUGCUUCCGUUCAUUGACCCGAUGUACAAUCCUGGUCUUGAGAAUUCGUCUCUGCCGAUAGAUUCCCUCCCGGACUUUGAAUAUGGGCCGCAGCUUCCAGAGGGAUACAUCCGUGUCCUGAUGCUCUUGCCGCCCACAGAAGAGGAUACACCGAGGGACCUCAAUUGGGUCCUCAUUUGCGAUAAGCUAUCCAACAUGUCUGGCAUGUUCUCCGCCGUAUCCUACACAUGGGGCACCCCUGCCAAGACGCACAGAAUCCGCUGCAAUGGGAAGUCGCUGGCUGUGACCGAGAACGUCUACGACGCCCUAAAGAACCUCGUCCGCCUCUUUUUCAGCAGAAAUUCCUUCGCCAAGGGCAUACCGACAUUGUGGAUCGACGCCGUGUGCAUCAACCAGGGCAACUUUGCUGAGCGUGAGGAGCAGGUUAAGAUGAUGAGGGACAUCUAUAAGGCGGCAAAGAUGACCUUUGUGUGGCUUCCUGCUGGACGAGGGGCCAGCGACGAGGACCUCAAGAAAAUUGACCAAGGCUUCAAAAGCAUGGCGAUGCUCCGUGAGAUGUACUUGUACGUGCAGGAGUUCAGGGACCUGGUACACAACGGAAAAGUCAGCUUCGACACACUCGACCACAUGACGUACGGGGAGCAUGAGCUCCACGUGCCGUGGAACAGCCGGGACGGCAUCACGAAGCUCUUCACCCAGCCGUGGUUCGAGCGGAUCUGGAUCUGCCAGGAGAUUGCCGUUUCGAAGAAUGCAGCCGUCUUUGAUGGCGCUCAUAUUGCUCCCUGGGGGCUCUUUGCGGACAGUGCCGAGGUAAUACAAUACCUUGGGGGGUUAGACAGCUUCAAGAUCUGGAAGUCGAACAAGGUUGCGCAUGACAAGACGUUUCUGGGAAAUGUCCGUCGACUGGAGAAGCUGAGAAAGAACGUUGAGCAGGGAACACAUACGGGGCUGUUAGAACUGUUACAUGCAACUGCCAAUUUCCAGUCCACAGAGCCAUUAGACCGGGUGUAUGGACUGCUCGGGCUGAUCACCGAUGACCGGGACCGCGAGAUUGUCACUUCAUUGCUCGACUACACCAUUUCACCCUAUCUCCUGUACUUGAACGUCACCGUCAACCACAUCAUUAUGCAUGGAACACUCGACAUUCUUCACCUCGUCGGGCCGGUCAAGACCGAUCCUGCGGGGAAGUGGCUCUCGCUUGUUCCAAACCUUGCCGCAACAAACAACCACAAGCGAGGCCUCGGAACGUUCACAAGCAGGGACGAGUGGAUCUACCAUGCCAGCCUGGACUCCAAACCCGUGCUCAAAGUCAACGGACAGAUCCCUGAGACGGAAAAGAUUAUCAAGGUCACGGAUGAUGACGAAAUAUCUCUCAACGGAGUGGUUCUCGACACCAUCACCCGCGUAAGCAAGAUGCUAGACUCGGCCGGAAUGAGCAUGACCUCGGUGAUGACAUGGUUUGAAACAGCCAUGUUUGCAGAAUCUGAUGCGAGAUUCAUCCCAAGUGCCAUGCUCAAGCGGCACCUGGAGUACCUCACCGCUCGGAACAAAACGCUGAAGGGCUUGCCAGCCGGGAGUGACAGCGGCGGGCAAGCAACGGCGCUUGUGGCAGUGGAAGGUGGCAAACCGGGAGACCCAUCUCCUGCGAAGGCUAAGAAAGAGGAUUGGGAGAAGAACAUCGAUCAGGAAAUUGUGAAACUUUUGGAGCAGCACGUCACGUAUGAUACAGAGGGAAAUGCGAUCCUCCCUGGCGCAGGGGACAAGCCUGCAAGCUCGCAUAGCCCAGAAGCCAAACGGGACUCCUUACCUCCGCCCGAACAGCCGAAUCCGAGCGAGAACCAACCUGGCGGGAGCAAAAGCAUCGAAACCCUACCGGACAGGAAUGCCACCGUCAACAACGCGGCUGACAGCAGUGCCACUGACGGCAAUGUAUCCAGCAAAACAAACGGCGAGUGUUCCGGCAAUCAUCCACCCACCAACGCACCACAGAAUAACGAUGAAUCUCCGCCCUCCAACCCUCCCAAGUCCUCCAACCUCCCUUCCUCCUCAAGUGCUUCCCCAUUCCCCAUCGGCGGCUCUCCCUACCCCCUACCACCCCACGAAACCUACCAUCGCGCGUUCUUCCGUACCCUCCUGCACGGCCUCUCCCCACUCUCUCCCGCCGCCCCAGAACCAGUUCCCUCGGCCUUCUUCAAGAAAUAUUACAUUCCCUGGUACAAGCUCCUGAAAACGCACGACGGCGACUCCUUCAGCCAUGCCUGGGUGCGCGAAUGGUAUCAAGAGCAUGCGCAACACGAGGGAGACAAGCCUGUCUCGACGGUUGCCAAGUGGGUUGAGGACAGGCAGCUGGGGAGGAGGAUGUUCAGAACGAGCAAGGGGUAUAUUGGGACGGGGCCGGAUGGGAUGGAGCAAGGGGAUUUGGUUGUCUUGUUGAAGGGCGGGCAGACGGGGUAUGUUGUUAGGAGGGUGGAGUCUGAGCCUGAGGGGGGUGAAGAAGACAGGGAGAGGGAGAGGGAGGGAAACCGGGUUGGUGCAACUGGGCAGGAGGUUGAUGAGGAGGGUGACACUAGGGAAGGGACGAUACAGGGUGAGCGGGAGGGGGUGAAUCAGGAGGGAGGAGAAGCGGGGAGGAGGAGGAGGAAUAUGUAUAAGUUUGUUGGGGCGGCUUAUGUUCAUGGUGUCAUGGAGGGAGAGGGGAUGGAGUUGGGGGAGGAGGAGGAGUUUGUGUUUGUUUAA